CAAUAUUAUUUUUAACCAGCAAGAAGUACCCGGGAAAGCUGCAAUAUCUAUAAGUCAACUCUACCCAUCACCCAACCACGAUCCCUACUAAGUUUGAAACAUCAAAACAAGAUGCACAAAAUACCCCAAAAGUAGACAAAUGAAGCUAAUCGACACAAUCUUGUUCAUCUAUUUCCUCAUAAUCUCAUUUGCAAUUCCACUUCUGGACGCUCAGGUCUGUCUUCCAUCCAGUAUCUUCCCGGACAUCCUCGUACGCUUCAAAAACUGGUUCGCCAACAUACUGGGAAAUUACUUGAUAUCUGAAAAACCCCAUUUCUACGUUGGUAUUGCCUGGCUCGAGCUUCUUUUCGCGUGGCCCAUCUCGAUAGCUUCGAUUUAUGGCAUUGUGGAUGGAAAAUCUUGGGUGCCCACCACCUGUUUGAUGUAUGGCGUCUAUUUUUUUACUGCACUGCAGGUUGCAAUUUUAGCAGAACUUAUGGGAUCUGGAAGAGCAUCAAAAAGGCUACUGACUUUUUACUACAUCUUCAUGGGUUUUGCGGUUUUAGCCAUCGCACGAGGUCUGCUACCAACUUCUCAAAGGUCAAAUGCAUUUGGCAUACCAUCCACACAAGUCAUGAAAAAGAGAGCUUGAGCGGUUUACCAAAAUGAGCAACAAUGUGUCACGUCUUGCUAAUUAGCCAAAGGUGCGUGCUCAUGAGCGCAUGCUAAAGUUUCAACUGGUUCCCUGACAAUAUCCAUGCUAGGAAAUUAAAUGCUUUUUCAUAUGUUCUUACCUACGCUAGAGUUUCAUUGCAAGCAAGGUCCACUGCUUUUAAAUCACUGAAUUUGUGAUAUGAACCAAUGCCGUAUAAAAGUAAUUAGAUGUGUAAAUUUAAUCUUUUAGUUAUGAAGGAUCCUUAAAAUGGUUUUGUAUCAUUUGAUCUAUAGAGUGGGGCUAAAAUUAACGGUAUGAUUUAGUUAAACAUAUUGUAACAGAUGUGGAAUCUUUAAUGUUAGUCUUAUGUUAUGGAGUUGUGCUUUAUUUA
Helianthus annuus (common sunflower) is the source of this 1025-nucleotide messenger RNA. Its product is annotated as sigma intracellular receptor 2. Bases 140 to 631 code for a protein of 163 amino acids. The record is from RefSeq and is a predicted model, not a curated record. Gene Ontology annotation, cellular component: endoplasmic reticulum. Lineage: Eukaryota; Viridiplantae; Streptophyta; Magnoliopsida; Asterales; Asteraceae. The transcript is spliced from 2 exons.